Messenger RNA from Dioscorea cayenensis subsp. rotundata (Guinea yam), 1406 nucleotides. RefSeq names its product WEB family protein At2g38370-like. NCBI's taxonomy places the organism in Eukaryota, Viridiplantae, Streptophyta, Magnoliopsida, Dioscoreales, Dioscoreaceae. Bases 29 to 1327 code for a protein of 432 amino acids. The transcript has 2 exons. The record is from RefSeq and is a predicted model, not a curated record.
UUCCGAUCCCGAGCUCGCCAAAACCCUAAUGAAUCCACCGUCAUCGCCGGAGAUUUCUGAUAAAGAGGAGCCGUGGAGAGCCACGAUCGACACCUCUUCCCCCUUCUCAUCAGUGAAGGAAGCCGUGAUCUUGUUCGAAGGCCACAGCAAUGCCUCCGAGGAAGUGGCUCUAUUGGAAGUGAAGUACCAGAUUGCGCAAGUAGAAAGGGAUCUUAUUGCGAAGGAAAGGGAAACACUUGAUGUUUUAAAAGAACUAGAAAUGACCAAAAGGAUAGCGAAGGACCUAAAAUUGAAAUUACAGAAAGAAGCCAUGCCAAAGGUACACCCUGUCAUGGAUUAUGAAGAACAUUGCCCCAAGUUUUGUGAAAAUCAGGUAGAUUUGGUUGACUUAAAUACAUCUACGAAGCAAUCUCUAGAGGUGGAUUUUAGGAGGACAAUCGAUGGUUUGACUGGAAUUUUGACUACUGCUCAGUUGCUUAAAAGCAAAAUACAAAAUGAGAAGUCAUUGCUCGAGGUAACUCGUCAGAACUUAUCAGCAAACACUGCCGAGGUUUUGUCUCUGGAAAAACAUCUGAAUCAAAUGACAUUGAGACUUCAAUUAAAUGCAGACAUAGAAAACUCUAGAUUGAUUACAGAAACUGCUAAGUCUGAAGUCUCAAAACUCACUGCUGAUCUUGAACAGACAAAGGCAAAAAUAAAGAGUGCCGAGAUCAGACAACAUGCAGUCAAAAAUAUUGAAGCAGAAGCUAAAGCUUCAGAAGUUGCUGCCCUUGAAAAAAUUAAAGCUCUAUCAGACAGUGAUAAUUCAAAUUCAAAUAUCCAAAACACCUCCCGAGUAAAUCUUCCUGUUAAACAAUUCCUCGAGCUGUUCCGUAAAGCUAGUGAGGUAGACAAACUCUCGAGAAGGAACAUCGAAGAGAAUCAAUCUAAACAGGAGGCAAUAACAGAAAUAACAGAAAAGAGUAAUACAAGCAGACAAUCAGUUGAUGAAGCUCGUCGGAAAUGGAGGUUGGAACAUGUCCAGAAGCAGCAUUCUCUUCGUAAUAACACCACCAAGUUGACCGAUAAAACGACAAAUGAAGUGACCACAAAAUCGGUCAGCUCUGAAGAUAACAACGCAGGACAGAAAGAUAAUCGGAAGCCGAAGGUGACCCUGAGGCAAUUACUUAAUGAGGAGAAGAGUGUCAGAAAUGUUUGCAAGAAGUUUCCAACAAAAAGAAAGAAGUUUUCGGUCUUAAGUUUGUUGAAUUGGAUGAUCAAAAUAAGAAGAACAAGAAGAAGAAGAUUGAGAAUAAGGAGAAGAAGCAUGUUUGAUUUUUCCUGUUAAUAAAUGUUAGUAGUUCAUGCUAUAUAAUAGAUUGUGUCACUCCUUGAAAUCAUCCAAGUCUUGAUGUACAGUUUUUCUA